Messenger RNA from Hyaloperonospora brassicae, 3192 nucleotides. NCBI's taxonomy places the organism in Eukaryota, Oomycota, Peronosporomycetes, Peronosporales, Peronosporaceae. The record is from the annotation of a GenBank genome assembly.
AUGCGCGUGCUGGGACCUCUCGCAGUAUGGACGACGACGUUAGCGGCAGCAGCUGCUGCGACGUCACUCACUGACGCUGGCAGCCGCUGCGACCCGAGCAAGUGGACGCCGCCCCACGACGGCGCGUACAACACCACGAGCCGCGUGGACCCGACGAAGCUCAACGUGCACCUCAUCGCGCACUCGCACGACGAUCCGGGCUGGACACGCAACGUGGACCAGUACUACGUCGAGAAGGUGCAGUACAUACUGGACACGGCCGUCGAGGAGCUCGUGCGCGAUCCGGCGCGCCAGUUUAUGUUCGUGGAGCAGUCGUUCUUCCAGCGCUGGUGGCACGAACAGAGCGCUCAAGUGCGCCGCGUCGUCAAGCGGCUCGUGAAAGAAGGCCGACUGGACCUCAGUGUCAACGGAGGCUGGUGCAUGCACGACGAGGCCACGACGCACUACAUUGCCAUGGUGGACCAGACGUCGUACGGCCACCAGCUGCUCAUGGACGAGUUUGGCAUUAGUCCACGCAUUGGGUGGCAGAUCGACCCGUUCGGCCACUCGGCCACGCAGGGCUCGCUGCUGUCGCACGGCGUGGGCUUUGACGCACUCUACUUCGCUCGCAUUGAUUAUGAAGACUAUGGCAGACGCAAGCAGGACAAGGAGCUCGAGUUCAUUUGGCGUCCGAGCAAGUCACGGGGAAAGGCGUCACAGGUGUUUACUGGAGAGAUCGUGGACCACUACUGCUCACCUAGAAAGUUUGAUUACGGCAACAUAACCAACGAGGUUCAAGACGAUGCUGCGCUCCACGACUACGACGUGUGUGACGAAGUCGAGCAGUUUGUCAACAAUGCAAAGAUGCGCGGUGAUGCGUCAAGGGGCAACCACGUCUUUGUGCCUAUGGGCUGUGACUUCCAGUACGACAACUCGCGCCGUUGGUUCAAGAACAUGGACAAAAUCAUCCACUAUGUCAACCAAGAUGGGCGCGUGAACGUGCUGUACUCGAACUUGUCCUACUACACGGAUGUCAAGCGCGCCGAAGGGCUAACGUGGAGCGUCAAGACCGAUGACUUUUUUCCCUACGGCUCGGGUCGACAUGACUACUGGACGGGCUUCUUUACCAGUCGUCCGUCGCUAAAGCGUUUCGCGCGCGUGGCAAACAUAUUGUUGCAGCAGAUCCGACAGCUGAAUGCAGUCUACCAGAGCCACCACUCGAGUACACUGGUCGCACUGCAGCGCGCCGUGGGUCUUGUGCAACAUCACGACGGUAUCACUGGAACGGAGAAGAAAGCCGUCGCGAGCGACUACGCGCUGCGGCUGAAUGACGGUAUCAUCCAGACCGAAAAAGAGAUGAACGAAGUGCUGUUCGUGAUUGGUGAGAAAGAGUCGUACCACUUGUGCUUGCUGGCCAACACGAGUGUGUGCGAUGUGUCUACGCAGAACACUGAGUUCGAGGUAUUGGUCCAUAACGCGUUGGCGCGCAAGGCUGUCCAGACAGUGUCGAUUCCGAUCACGCACAAGUCGGCGGAAGUAGCGGUGCUGUCGGGCGACACGAAUGUCCGAAUGCAGAGUGUGUUCGUAGCUCUGCCGGUGCAUCCUGAGACACAUGUCGCGCCGUACUCGCUCGUGUUCAGCGCCGAACUGAACCCUCUAAGCACAACUCGGUUUUUGGUGAAGCAGAAAGGUGUAGACAACGACAGUGUCGAAGACGACAACGUUGUGAAGCACCAUGUGAAGCACGAACACGUUGGAGCGGGCGACAGUGCUGACAGUCUUGCUACGAGCGAGAACGUGGUUGUGCUAGAGAACGACUUGAUGCGAGCUGAGAUCAGCAAAACAACCGGUUAUCUCACGAAGCUGGCCAACAAGAAGAAAAACAUACAGAUCCCGCUAUCGCUGGAGGUUGCGUACUAUCAAGCCUUCCAGGACGACGGUCCGAAAUCUGGCGCGUACGUAUUCCGUCCGGACUCGAACAAGACACACUCGGUGACGGACAUGAGUCGAGCAACGACGGACAAGCUGUCCGACGUGGCAAUGGUGGAGCUGCAAACGACGAGAAGCCUUCCUGUCGAUGGUGACGUCGUCAGCGUACCGCGGGUCGCGUUCAAGAUCGGCAGCUGGGUCACGCUCGAGUACCGCAUGAACGACGAUGACGAGUUUCUGGAGAUUGAGUGGACGGUGGGGCCGGUGCCGAUCGACGACAAGAAGGGCAAGGAGGUGAUCGUGCGUUUCGACACCAGCAACAGCAUCGCGUCGGACAGCACACUGUAUACGGACUCGAACGGCCUCGAGUUCAUGAAGCGCGUGCGUAACCAUCGAGACACGUGGAACCUGAGUCUGCACGACGACCAGGAGGCAGUGGCGGCCAACUACUUUCCCAUGACUACAGGCGCAUACAUCAAGGAUGAUAAGCGCCAAUUGAAUGUGGUGACAGACCGCGCGCAAGGGGUGGCGAGUCUGGUGGAUGGACAGGUCGAAGCGAUGGUUCACCGUCGCCUGCUUGCAGACGACAAUAAGGGUGUACAUGAAAACCUGAACGAGACGGAGUCGGUGUAUGACGAGACCACCAAGACGUACGUAACGAAGGGAAUGGUGGUCCGUGGCAACUUCUUUAUCAACGUGGACUCAGCCGACGACGGUAUGCGCAGCAUCCGCUCGAAGAUGGAGUCGCAGUUUUUCCGUCCGCUGACGGCGUAUCGUAAGCCCGUUUCGUCCGAAGUGGAGGCGAAGGUGCCGUGGUUGACAGUGGGCGAGUUCCCUUCGAACGUAGGUUUGACAACGCUACAAGAGCAGUCGAAGGAAUGUGUGAUGGUGCGUCUGUCGCACUUGUACGCGGUGGACGAGCACUCGAGUCAAUCGAAGCCUGCGACGGUGGACUUCUCCGCGCUGUUCUCGGUGAAGAACUCGGUGGUGUCGGAAGUGACAGAGCUGGUUCUGACUGGCACGAAGGAGCUGUCGCGAGAGGACAAAGAGCUUGACACGCUGGAGUGGAAGACAACGGACGAAGCUCACGGCUGGUCGCCUCGUUCGCUGCCUGUAAAGGGCACGUCAGUGACGUUGCAGGCGAUGGAAGUGCGUGCUUUCCGCGUGUGUUUCGCGAAGGGUGCAAGCAUGGGUUGGACGGAUGCUGUUGAUGUUCGGAGUCCACAAGAUGACUCGUUCGGUGCUGCACUGCAGGAGUUGGCUGAGAUCGUUGCCGUGGAGUAG